AUGCCAUCAUUGCUGGAACUCCUGGCAUUGGAAAAUCUGUGGUUUCUUUUAUGUCUUUUGGCAUUUGAUCCAACUGACAUUCCUGGGUUUCCUGUUGAUGCUUGUUCUGUGAUUUUGUCAAGUACUCCUCAAAAUGAUUUUAUUAGUGCAUUCAGCAAGUUGGUCCCUGCUCCUCCCGUCUUUUAUAUGCCUUUAUGGACUAGAGAAGAAUUGGAAGUUGUUGUACCCCUCCACCCUGAUGCAGCUGAUAUUUGGAUGGAGCACUUUGAACUUUUAGCUUGUAAACAAUGUGAUCUGGAGGACUGUAUCAAGUUGGUUUCAGUUCAUUCUGAAAUCACACCCAAAACAAAGAUUAUUCAAACAUUGAUUCAUCUCAAGUCAAAUCCACCUCAUGAGGAAGCAUCAGUGGUAUAUGCAUCAGAAACUGCAAUGAAAAUCAUUGCUUGUACAAAAUGGACUGAUGAGCAUCUUAAAAUGCAGAAUCUUCUUGGUUCAUGUUCUGGAAACCCCCUUGCUGCAGCCCUGUGUGGAUACAUCUUUGAACCCUAUGCUAUUGAUUUAUUGAAACAAGGUGGUACUUUCCAAUGCCAAGAACUUGUCUCUGGUAACAAAAGGCUCAAGCAAGAUUCCUUUGAUCUUAAUGUUUCAAAAUCAGUACACCCUCGACAAGUUGUUGACUGUGUUGAAGAAGGGCCAAAUGGCUGA
Molecule: messenger RNA, 705 nt
Organism: Paraglomus occultum
Lineage: Eukaryota; Fungi; Glomeromycota; Glomeromycetes; Paraglomerales; Paraglomeraceae
Source: the annotation of a GenBank genome assembly